This is a messenger RNA of Engraulis encrasicolus (European anchovy), 4060 nucleotides long. It is a transcript of the gene lgi1b, whose product is annotated as leucine-rich, glioma inactivated 1b. Gene Ontology annotation, molecular function: protein binding. The record is from RefSeq and is a predicted model, not a curated record. Gene Ontology annotation, biological process: myelination. Lineage: Eukaryota; Metazoa; Chordata; Actinopteri; Clupeiformes; Engraulidae. The transcript is spliced from 11 exons. The coding region runs from base 1012 to 2643 and encodes 543 amino acids.
CUGGCCACCCUGCCAAAAUAAUGGUGAUCUUUGUUACAGAUGAGCGCACGAAAACGUGGAACUGUGAAGAUUAUUCUAAGGCUUUGAUUCGAAUUGUAGCCUACCUCCUUGUAAAAUUGUCUUUAUUAGGCUAUAGCCCUUAGGCCUAUUAAAUUCAGAGUGCAAUGUAGGCUAUAUUUGGCUAGCAGCUGUAUUUAUGUAGGCCUAUUGCUACUGGAUACCUUUAUUUCCUACUCUAUACUCAUAUAGGCUAAUAGUCUAUUUGCCUGAUCUGAGUGUCUCCAUCCAGCCUAUUCACAAACAAAAGUGUGUUUCACCAUUGCAAUUUUGGGGUCCUUUAAUUGGCUGUCAUUCUGUGGGUCGCAGGUGCACUAAAAAGCUCAUGAAUAUUCCGGAAUUAUUCAUGGAUAUCCCCCUCCUCAACCGAGCCAUCUACAUAAAUGAAACUACAUGGACAAAAGCCCAUACUCAGUUGGCAGGGGUUACUCUGAAAGGGUACCACAACGUUGUCAACCUCAUCGUAUCAUCAAAAGGCAGACGUCACAGACUACCCAAGGAUAGCGAUUCUUGGACAGAGCCGUCUGUCGGUCGUGUGGGGCUCAUCGGGGUGGGUUUUUACGCACGGACUUUGUUGUUUUCCACUGUUUUGCUUUUCACGAAUUAUAACUUGGUUGGGUUUUAAUUCUCCUUAAAAGUUGGCACUGACUGUGGUUGACCGCCGGUUGUCUUUUCUUUUAUGAUAUUUUUUGUAUCCAUUCACUGAUCGCCAUGCUGCGUCUCGCAGAACGAAUCGCUUGGAUUUCAGCCUAGCCAUCGCGACUCGCAGCCUGCUCACUUGCAUUCAUCACACGGCGUCUAGAGUAAAGAACCAAAAAAAAGAAGAGGGAGAGAAGCAGCCUCUAAUUCAAGAGACAAGAAGGACGGAUCUUUACAAGCAAGUCUCCCACGGCGGACACUAAGGUUCAUGCUCAGGAAUAUUCCACCCAAAGCGUGGCUAUAGCGACCAUAGGGAUGGGAUACACUAACAAAACCGUGAGAGGAUGCGCCCUCCUGCUGUGGAUCGGUACUCUAUUGCUCCUGGCGGAGGGCAGGAGACCGAAGACACCCCGCUGCCCCGCAUCUUGCACAUGCACCAAAGAUAAUGCCUUAUGUGAAAACAUACGAUCGGUUCCCCACAGUUUCCCACCUGACGUGGUGUCACUCUCUUUUGUGAAAUCUGGAUUCACCGAGAUUGCGGGGGGAAGCUUCCUGCACACUCCUGCUCUACAGCUUCUUCUGUUCACAGCCAACUCUUUUGACUCCAUUGAUGAGGACGCAUUCCUGGGCCUGCCACACCUGGAGUACUUGUUCAUUGAGAACAACAAAAUCGAUUCGAUAUCGCCUUACGCAUUCCGUGGUCUGAAGUCCCUCAUUCACCUGAGCCUUGCCUACAACAACCUCGAGUCCCUGCCGAAAGAUGUCUUCAAGGGGAUGGAUGCCUUAACAAAAGUGGACCUGAGAGGGAACCAAUUUCACUGUGACUGUAAGCUGAAGUGGCUGGUGGAGUGGAUGUUCAACACCAACGCCACGGUGGACCAGAUCUUCUGCGCCGGGCCGCCCCUCUACCAGGGCAAGAAGAUCAACGACCUCGUGCCUCAGUCCUUCGACUGCAUCACAGCAGAGUUCGCCUCUCACCAGCCCCUCAAAUUCGAGUCCAUCUCGGUGGAGGCCUUUGCAUUUGGAAAUGAUCAAUACGUGGUGUUUGCACAACCUUUCACUGGAACUUGCAGCUUCCUGGAAUGGGACCACGUGGAGAUGGUCUUCAGGACCUACGACAGCAUCGAGAGCACCUCCACGGUGGUGUGUAAGCCGCUGGUGAUCGAUGAGCAGCUCUUUGUGGUCGUGGCGCAGCUGUUUGGCGGCUCACACAUCUACAAACGGGAUGUGUCGGCCAACAAGUUCAUCAAGAACCAGGACAUCGACUUCCUGAAGAUCCGCAAGCCCAACGACAUCGAGACGUUCCGCAUCGACGGCGAGCACUUCUUCGUCAUCGCCGACAGCUCCAAGGCCGGCUCGACGACCGUCUACAAGUGGAACGGCAACGGGUUCUACUCGCACCAGUCGCUCCACCCGUGGUACCGGGACACGGACGUCGAGUACCUGGAGAUCGGCGGCAAGCCGCACCUGGUCCUCUCCAGCAGCUCGCAGCGCCCAGUCAUCUACAGCUGGAACAAGGCGGCGAAGCAGUUCGAGCGGCGCACCGACAUCCCCGAGAUGGAGGACGUGUACGCCGUCAAGCACUUCCACGUCAAGAGCGAGCUCUACAUCUGCCUGACGCGCUUCAUUGGCGACUCCAAGGUGAUGCGCUGGGAUGGCAACAUGUUUGUGGAGCUCCAGACUAUGCCGUCGCGCGGCUCCAUGGUCUUCCAGCCCGUGGCCAUCGGCAGCUGGCAGUACGCCGUCCUGGGCAGCGAUUACUCACUCACGCAGGUGUACCAGUGGGAUGUCAAGAAGGGCCAGUUCGUCCACUUCCAGGAGCUCAACAUCCAGGCACCGCGGGCCUUCGCCCUCGUCUCCAUUGACAACAAGGAGUUCCUGCUCGCCUCCAGCUUCAAGGGCAGGAGCCAGAUCUACGAGCACCUGAUCAUUGAUCUGAGUACCUAAACAACGGCUCAUAAACAACAAUAAACAACGACAAUAAACAACGACAACAAACAACGACAACAAACAACGACAACAGCAACGACAACAACAGGGAGCAACGACAGCAGUAAGGAGCAACGACAGCAACAUAACGCAGGAGCCAGAUCUACGAGCACCUGAUCAUUGAUCUGAGCACCUAAACAACGGCUCAUAAACAACAAUAAACAACAACAACAAACAACGACAACAGCAACGACAACAACAAGGAGUAACGACAACAACAAGGAGCAACGACAGCAACAUAAAGACAGGAGCCAGAUCUAUGAGCACCUGAUCAUUGAUCUGAGCACCUAAACGGCUUAUAAACAACAACAACAACAGCAACAACGACAACAACAACAAGGAACAGUGACAGCAACUAAAUGGCGUCUGCUUGGCCCACAGGAAAAGAGGAGUCAGAUUUACAGGCACCUGAUCUGAUCCUAACCCAAGACCAGCAAACAAACCACAACAAAAAAUGUUGUCUGCUUUCCCCACAAAAAGGCAGAAGUCAGAUUUACCAGCAGCUGAUCAAGGAUCUGAGUAACUAAAUGCUCACAAACGGUGAACGGCCACCUGGAUUCACAAGCUACCGUCCAGUGCCACAUAUUCCAAAAAACUGCUUUUACAUGUCCAAUUAGUCACAAUUUCCCAAUGUCAAGUGUUCUAGCCUUGGUAGUGUGUGAAACACCCAGUGAUUGUAUUCUGAGAACUUUCUCUUUGGUGAGCUCCGCAGAGUAUCCAAUCACUAGGCGUUUCACGCACUACCAAGCCUAGAGCACUUGACAUUGGGAAAUGGUGAGAGUAUUUUGGACAGGUAAAACCAAGUCUUUGGCAAAAUGUGUCACUGGAUUGUCACUUCUAAAUCCAGGUUGCCCACCAACGCUUACAAUCAUCAACAACAACGACAAACAAUGACGGACAACGAAAGCAACAAAACAAUGUCUUCUUGGUCGACAAGAAGGCAGGAGCCAGAUUUACAAGCACCGGAUCGAUGAUCUGAGCAACUAAACGCUUACAAACAAGACCAGCAAACAAUGACAACAAACAAAAUGGCAUUUGCUCGUGCUUGGCCCACAAGACAGGAAAGUUGAGAGCUAAAGUGGAGGACAAAAAUGCAGUAACACUGACAAAUACUGACAGAGACAGACUAAGUGCAUGAUAUAACCAGUGCUAAUAAUAAUGAAAAACACAGCCUCUCUCUCAGAUGAAUGCCUUGCUAGAAACAUCCUUUGUAUCCUUCUCUGUUGUCACCAACAGUUCUGCACUUUUUCACUUUUUCCUCUUUUCUCUCCUUUAAACAAAAGCCAUUGUCUGUGUAUUCUCUAAAAUUACAAGCUCCCCCAAACAUGUGCUAGAAUUGUUUACCGAGGAUUUUAAAUAAAGAAACACAAAAACA